AAGGUUAACUUGCUAGUGGAGUACUGUUUGCAGGCUCAUGACAAAGUAGAGAAUGCCCAUUCGUAUUGCAUUGGGAAGGUUCAUGAGGUCAGGGGCCUGGAUUAGAUUUCUUCCUUGUUUGGGCUUGGAAUUGAUUUGGAAAGUCUAGCGAAGGAAAGGCAAACCAAAGCCAGCAGCGUCAGUUGGGAUGAUUCAGGGGGAGAGCAGCGAAUGAAAUUAGUAGGACUGAGAAGGCAAGAUCUUCAUGCGGUAACAUCGACUAAAAGAAAUCCGUGAAGUUUAAAAAUUAAAAAAAAAAAAAAAAAGUUAGCGUCGCGCUGAUUUCCACUUGCAAGAGGCGCGUGCUUGCGUACGUGCGCGCACUCGUGCCUUUGUUUUCACGUCUGUGUUGUCAGGCAAAAUAAAAAAUAAUAAAUACCAUUUUGCUCAGUGCCGGAAUAAAGCGCCGCUGGUCGGCUUAUAUUGCCGCUCGCGCUUUCUCUCUCCGUGUCUCUUUCUCUAUCUGUAACUCCCUCCUCCGCGGUUGGGGUGACUUCCUGGUUCUGCAGAAAGAGGCAGUGCUGAGUAAAGAGACAGAAAUAGAGAUAGAAAUUUAGAUAGAAAUAUACAGAUUGGGGAGAGAGAGAGAGAGAGGGAGUGAGUGAGUGAGGAGAGGAGAGGAGGAGAGGAAAGGAGAGCAUUAGGCUGGUUUCCAGGAGAAGCCCUGGUCUCCACGCUUUUUUCUAUAUUUAUAGACUUCUUACGGAGAUUUUUUUUAGGGGGGGGGGGUUUGAUUUUGGAAUAACGCUAUUUAUUUACAAAAAUAUACAAUAUUUACCGGCCUUGCCUAUUGCCUUCCUCUCGUAGUGGUCAUAGUAAUAAUAAUAAUCAUCAGCAGCAUAUUAAUAAUAAAAUAAUAACACGUCUUUUCAGAAGCGACGGGGCGAUCCGUCGCACCGCUUCCUCCCCCCCUCCCCGUUCUUUCUGUACGUAUUUAUUUAGAAAACGAGAGGGACAGUUUUCUUUAUUUUAAUUUUUUUUAGCCUGUGCUGAAGUAAGACGUAUUUGAAGGAUGGGUUGUUUAGGUAACAGCAAGACUGAAGAUCAACGCAUCGAUGAAAAGGCACAACGAGAGGCGAAUAAAAAAAUAGAAAAGCAGUUGCAGAAAGACAGACAAGCUUACAAAGCCACACAUCGACUGCUUUUAUUAGGGGCCGGGGAGUCUGGGAAAAGCACUAUUGUUAAACAGAUGAAGAUUUUGCACGUCAAUGGAUUUAAUUCAGAGGAAAAGAAGCAGAAAAUUUUGGACAUUAGAAAAAAUGUGAAGGAUGCCAUAGUGACUAUAGUAUCUGCGAUGAGCACUUUAAUACCCCCAGUUCCAUUAGCCAAUCCAGCGAACCACUUCCGAGUGGACUACAUCAAAAGUAUAGCACCGUUGUCAGACUUUGAUUAUACGCAGGAAUUCUUUGACCAUGCAAAGAAGCUUUGGGAUGAUGAAGGAGUAAAGGCUUGUUUUGAGCGUUCAAAUGAAUACCAGCUCAUUGACUGUGCGCAGUACUUUUUGGAAAGAAUUGACUCAGUGAGUCAAAAUGACUACACACCUACAGAUCAGGACUUGCUCCGAUGCAGAGUUUUGACAUCAGGGAUUUUUGAAACACGAUUUCAAGUAGACAAAGUUAAUUUUCACAUGUUUGAUGUAGGUGGUCAGAGAGAUGAAAGGAGAAAAUGGAUCCAGUGCUUUAAUGAUGUUACUGCUAUUAUCUUUGUUGUGGCCUGUAGUAGUUACAAUAUGGUGAUAAGGGAAGACAAUAAUACAAACAGAUUACGUGAAUCACUUGACCUCUUCAGAAGCAUUUGGAAUAACAGAUGGCUACGGACCAUUUCAAUUAUCUUAUUCUUAAAUAAGCAAGACAUGCUUGCUGAGAAGGUGUUAGCAGGAAAGUCCAGAAUUGAAGAUUAUUUUCCAGAAUACGAACGAUACACUGUUCCAGAUGAUGCAACACCAGAUCCUGGUGAAGACCCAAAGGUGACAAGAGCAAAGUUUUUCAUCCGUGAUGAGUUUCUUAGGAUCAGCACAGCAAGUGGGGACGGCAGACACUACUGCUACCCUCAUUUCACGUGUGCAGUAGACACAGAAAACAUUCGCAGAGUGUUCAACGAUUGUCGAGACAUUAUUCAGAGAAUGCAUCUGCGCCAGUAUGAACUGUUAUGAUCAGGAACAGCUUGGAACCUGUGGUUUUAAAUUCCUUGUUCCUCUUUCUAUAACUGUCCCACACAGGGUGGAAGAAUACCAGUGAAGCGAGUGUCAGAUCUUUUUUGUCUUUUACUUUCAUUGUAAAUCUAACACCCACCAAAGCCAUUGAAGUGUGAAAUAUGGGCUUGUUCCUUUGAUUUUGUCAUUCCCAUAAUUGGGUAGAUACAAAAUUAAUUGUAAUAGCUUUAUUUUGUGGUUGUUUUAUUUUCUUAGGCCAUUGAUUACUUCUGUCUUUUGUUCUUUUUGUAUUGGAUCUGUUCCUGCUCAUUUUAAAGCAAGUUAUGUCAAGACAGUCAUAUGUUAAUCUUUAGAUGGCACAUGGUCUGUCUUUAGAUCUGUCCCUGUGUGGGCUUCUAUUUUUCUUUUCCUUUUUUCUUUUAAACACUGAAGAGUACUUGAUGGGGAAAAAUGAUAUAAUGCACUUUGCAUCAGGUUACUAAAUAAUGUUGAGGAAGUAUAUACACAAUGUAGCAGCACCACAAUAUUUAUUAUUCUGUCACAGUUUUUAGCGCUCCGAGUUGCAGGUCGACUGAGAAAUAACUGACCUCCUCUUUUAAGCCGUUUAAAGGCACAGAAGUAGAAUAGAUAAAAGAGGCAUGGUAAGAAGAGAAGCAAUUAUUUUCUGGGGUCUUAGAGGCUAAAAGUCUCUGCACACCUUUGAACAGCAGCUGCUUUCAGCCUAUUGUGUUUAGGAAGAAACCUACCACACUCAUUAAUGUUUUUUGUUCUGUCCAUAAAUGAUCCUGUUAGAUUAGAUCAUUCUUGGACAAUGGUCCUCCCUUUGUAUGUAUAUAUAUAAAUAUAUAUAUAUAUAU
Molecule: messenger RNA, 3048 nt
Organism: Erpetoichthys calabaricus (reedfish)
Lineage: Eukaryota; Metazoa; Chordata; Cladistia; Polypteriformes; Polypteridae
Gene: gnal
Product: guanine nucleotide binding protein (G protein), alpha activating activity polypeptide, olfactory type
Exons: 12
Coding region: 1052-2191 (379 amino acids)
Biological process (GO): adenylate cyclase-modulating G protein-coupled receptor signaling pathway
Cellular component (GO): heterotrimeric G-protein complex
Molecular function (GO): GTPase activity; G-protein beta/gamma-subunit complex binding; GTP binding
Source: RefSeq, a predicted model, not a curated record